Chaetomium globosum CBS 148.51 is the source of this 891-nucleotide messenger RNA. RefSeq lists its product as uncharacterized. The transcript has 2 exons. Gene Ontology annotation, cellular component: membrane. The coding region runs from base 1 to 891 and encodes 296 amino acids. The record is from RefSeq and is a predicted model, not a curated record. Lineage: Eukaryota; Fungi; Ascomycota; Sordariomycetes; Sordariales; Chaetomiaceae.
AUGGCAGACCCGACGGCAUCAGGAGCCGAACUCCUCGACUUUGCCUUGUACCGAUAUGAACUGUCCUUACCCGCCGCCAUCGUUGCCGCCGCCGUCUUUUUGGUCCUCACGUUGCUUCACGUCUGGCUUAUAUACCGCCACCGCUCCUUCUACUUUACGGCGUUCACCGUGGGUGGUUGCUUUCAAGUUGUCGGUUAUUGUGGUCGAAUCUGGUCCCAUUUCGACAACAUGGCCAUCGGCGGUUUCGUAAUGCAAGCCAUUCUCAUUCUCAUUGCACCGGCCCUGUACGCGGCCUCCAUCUACAUGAUCCUCGGCCGGCUGAUCCGCGCUUUGCAUGCCGAGUCGGUGUCUAUCAUCCCUGUCAAGUGGAUGACCAAGAUCUUCGUUAUUGGUGACGUCUUGUCGUUCCUCAUGCAAGCUGGUGGUGGCGGCAUUCAGGCGGCCGGCACUCUGGAGCUCUACGACAUCGGAGAGAAGAUUAUCAUCGUCGGUCUCUUUGUUCAGAUCUUCAUGUUCGGCUUCUUUCUCGCUACCACCGUUGUGUUCCACUCCCGAUUCCGCCGAUUCGACAGCUCCGUCAGGCAACAGCCGUUGGUCCGCUGGAAACGCCAUCUAACCGUCCUGUACGUUGCGAGCGCCAUCAUCUUGGUGCGGAGCAUAUUUCGUGUUGUCGAAUACCUUCAGGGGAAUAGGGGCUAUCUCAUUUCGCAUGAGAUCUUUCUCUACAUCUUCGAUGCUGUGCUCAUGGCUGCCGUCAUGGCCAUCUUUUGCGUCUUCUACGUCGACGAUCUUGAGACAUCCGAAAGUGGGAAACGAGGCAGCGCCAUGGAGAUGCUGUCGAGCCGAGACAGCGAGGAGCCAGGCAUGGUACCACGGCCUUAUGGGGUUUGA